Molecule: messenger RNA, 2257 nt
Organism: Schizophyllum commune H4-8
Lineage: Eukaryota; Fungi; Basidiomycota; Agaricomycetes; Agaricales; Schizophyllaceae
Exons: 7
Coding region: 315-1988 (557 amino acids)
Source: RefSeq, a predicted model, not a curated record
ACUGUCUCUGUGGUGAGCAGCUGAGCUUUCUAGCGCACACGAUGCUUGGAGCCAAUCCCGCGAAGUGGAAAACCGGCAAGGCGUACGGAAAACGGCCAGAUGCCAUAGCCAGCGAAGACUCUCAGCCUAAUGAGCGCUUGUCAUCACGGAGGAAUGGACUCCCUCCGCCCGUAUUCCAGACAGGCAGAGCACCCAAGGCUGGUGAUCACGUGUUGCCACCUUCAUCCAUGCGCCCAGCAAAUGCGCUCCUUGCGCAUAGCUCUCGCGAGAGUCCAGCGGGAGGGCUUUCUGUAGGAUCGCAUCAGCGACUCUCGAUGAAAGCUAACAGCUCGCACUCGCAGCAGCCGAGGGCUCGCCCUCUUCCGGUACAUGUGGCGACUUCGGCCACCUCCAACGGGAAGUCAGGUCAUGACAGCCAUGACCUUUCCUUCGACAGCAGAAAGCCCACAAAUCUUCGCCAGCGCUCACCCUCCGAGGAGUCGGACGAGAUUCAAAUCAUCGAGCCGCCUCCUAAACGUGUGAAGGUGGCCGAACCGGCUGUGGCUACGAAUCCCAUUCCACCCCUAGCCGGCCCUUCCCGCGACGUUCAGCACACCGCGAGAAUCGAUGACCCGGGGAGCGUGAAGGUCAUAAAGCAGGAAUCUAUCAGCGCACCCCUCGACACGCGUACCAUAAUGGCGAUAAAGGAGGAGCAGCGCAGCCCUUCACCCCUGGAGCCUCAGCCGCGCGCCGCAACGUCGGGGACUAUUCGUUUCCACCCUCUUCCUCCUAGCUGUACCCAUGCGGACACUAAUUACAAGCGCAACCGUUCCUAUUGGGCUCGCGAUCAGUGGAACACCGUCCUUAAGCGGAAUCCGGGCUUGCAAAAGAGGCAUGCGAUGAUUCGAGACGAUGGGUUAGCCAUCGACUGGACGAGUCCUGUACCCGUUUGGACAGAUACGCUAGAACCUGUCACUCUCGACCCGCGCGAACACUCGGAUGAUGAGGAGGAUGCUGAAGACUCCCAGCAAGAAGACGAUGACGUCCCAAUCCUGCCGCCUCCGUCGAAGCCGGCAAAACCGCCGACUCCCGAAAUCAUUGACGUCGAUGCACUCCCUUCGGACGUCGACGACAACGACGGAGGAGAGAAUGACGAGGAGGAGGAUGAAUCGGCUUACAACUAUGAAGAGGGAGGGGCAUACGGCAUCGAGGAUGAUGUCGAGUAUCGGGACGAAGCACAGGGCGACUCAGAGAGCGACGACCAGGAGGACGCCAUCACGGAGCUCGAAGAAGAAUGCGACGUUGAAGGCUUUCGCGAACCGCCGUCUUCUCCAAUCAAUGACCUACCCACGGAAGAAGAUGCCUUCGCCAGCAUGCUUGCGUCUACUAGCCGCACGCAGGAGGAGCCUACUGCGAACCACGCUGCCGACUCUCUGGCGAAAUUGCGUGCCCAACGGAGACGCGAGAUGCAGCAGCUCACAGAGGGCUUUAUAUCACGGUAUAUUCAAACAUUCGAACGAGACCGCGAGCUUUUGGCCGGAGCCUACGCCUCUUACGCGCAGUUCUCCGUCCGAACUCACGCCCGGGAUGCAUCUGGCGCAGCCCUCGUUGAGCAAUUCAGUCGCUCGAGUCCCGCGAAGCCUGGGUCUGUACUCACAGCAAUGGAUAUCCCACGAGUCAUCGGACGUGCUGAGGUCAUGGACGCUAUCCGGGAGCUAGGUCCACACACCUACUUCCCUCGCGGGAAGAAGUUCGACCUCGACUGCGACCACGUCUUCCUUGCGAAUGUGGACGGCUCGGGCGAUGUCCUUUUGUCGUUCUACGGCGAGGUUGUCUUGCUCAACGAAAAGGGCAUCCCGACCGAGGACCGUCUUUCCAUCGACCAGACGAUGCUGCUGCGCGAGGUCAGCGGGGAACAGGACGACGACGAAUCCUGGCCGAUGGUGAUCGUCUCACACCAGAUGAUCGUGAAAGACGUCCCGUGGCGGAGGGACCUGGACGACUGGUGAUGUCUUUCAUUUAUAACGCGCUUUUUGGGUUUCUUGUAUGCGCUCGUUCUUGCAAUUGUCUAUACCCUCGCCCCGAAUCUGGAUCCCCCUUGCGCUUGAAUCAUAGCACGAAGGACACCCGAUUUACCCGAUAGCUUGGCCUCACCCACCAUGGUCCUAUAGUCGAGCACUUUCCAGCGUCCGACAACUGAAUAGGACCACCGCGGCCGCAUCCCAAGCCUCGGAUAUUGGAUCCUUGCCUUCGACCCAGCCUUCUCCGACUCCGUGGC